This is a messenger RNA of Lytechinus pictus (painted urchin), 2025 nucleotides long. RefSeq names its product adenosine receptor A2b-like. Gene Ontology annotation, biological process: neuropeptide signaling pathway. The record is from RefSeq and is a predicted model, not a curated record. Bases 272 to 1483 code for a protein of 403 amino acids. Gene Ontology annotation, cellular component: plasma membrane. The transcript has a single exon. NCBI's taxonomy places the organism in Eukaryota, Metazoa, Echinodermata, Echinoidea, Temnopleuroida, Toxopneustidae. Gene Ontology annotation, molecular function: neuropeptide receptor activity.
AAUGCAGUCAUAGAGGUGGUAAUUAUUCCUUUCUAAUGCCUGACGUACUUCAUUCCAUCCGAUGCUCAUCUGCACUUCACAUAUAUGCCUUCACCAGAUUCUUUGUGUCAGUAAGCAAGAGUGGAUCAGUUUUACCAUGUUCAUGCUGUUCACAAUCAUGGCGAUAACUCAAUCGAUUAAUGGCAGCGGUGAUAGUAAAAAUUAUUACAUGGAGCGUGAAGGGCAUUAAUUAUAUUUCGGAAGUUAAACGAGUAUUAUAUAAACGGAAGAAAUGGCUAUCAACCGCGAGGUUUUCAUAUCAUUCUAUGCCAUCCUGAUAUGCCUUGGCGUGCCAGGUAAUGUCCUGAUAUUAGCUGGAUACUCCAGAAAGAAAGUCAAGAAUGGCACGGAUAUAUUCAUCAUGGGCCUCGCAGCAGUGGAUUUGUUCUCAUCUUUCUUGACUAUUGCCAAGUUUCGACCCUGGGUGAGAAGCAACAGUUUCUGCCAGUUUCAAUUUUUCUUCACGGGGUGGAUUGCCAUGGGCCAGAUGGCGGUGACACUGGCGAUAAGCGUUGACCGCUACUUCGCGGUUUGUCGGCCGAUCCAUCGCCGUCCGCGCGUCAAGACCGCCAUUGCCGUCAUAAUUCUCUGCAUCAUCGGAACCGCGCUUCUUUAUUCCCCAGUGUUAGCUGCCGUGCGCUAUGAACCGACGAUCAAGGACUGUAUCUACCGCCAGGAUUUGCAAUGGUUCUUGAGCUAUGACCGAUAUGUUGUCCAGAGCUACGUGGUUCUAACUCUCAUCCUUGUUACCGCGGUGUAUACCCGCAUUGUCUUUGCGUUACGACGGCAGACAAAGGUGAGAACUGCUCUAACCGCCAGUGAGCCAUCGCAUACGAAAACAGACAUGGAAGCUACCGCGACCAUGCCAUCCAUAACCGGCAAUAACACCGGUCAAGGUACAUCUGGUUCUGGCUUGUCGACAUCGACAGAUCCUAAACAGGCUGGAUCAUCCGAUACCCUCGAGAGAAAUACGUCAGAUGGAGACAAUGGAGGGGAACUCUUGACCAUUUCUAACACCAAAACCAACGUAAGGAAUGAAGGAGUCAUUCCUGCAAAUCAAACUAAGAUUACUGCGGUUCGAUCAUAUCCUCUGGGUGAAAGGGUCUCUGUAGUAAACCCUGGAGCCGCUACCGGAACCGCCACUGCAGUAGAUACAACCGCUUUGGGACGGCAGGGAGAGAAUCGCCUGACGCUGAUGCUUGGUUGGGUGACCGUGUUUUACGUCGUAAGUUGGCUUCCUGCCAUAAUAGGACGUUAUCUCCCUGUUGAAGUUCGUCGUGAUUUCAUGAGUAGGUCCGAUCUUCACCACACGCUCUACGCCAUAUUUUUCCGUUUCUACGAAAUCAAUUCAGCCAUUAAUUUUUUCAUAUAUUGGCCUCUCAACAAGCGAUUUCGACAGAAUUGCAAAGACAUUUUUAUUCAAAUCAAGAAUUAUAACUCUUAAUGUAAAAGUGCAUUGUACUGUAUACGGUCGAUCAGGACUGGAAUUUUCAGACAUUUCCCAUUCAAUUUAAUUUCGAUUAAUGUUUAGCGAUCUGUAUACCUUUUCAUAUUAUGGAAAUAUCGAAAUAUUUAGGAAAUGUAGAAACAUUUGAUUUUGAGUAAUAGUGAUACAAAUUUAUCUUUGAUGGUCAAAUAAAAGUCCGAUUCAAUUAUAGCAUUGAACUGGAAAGCGCGGACUUUUAAUGGAAUUCGUUGCUUAUAUAUAUUUUUAAUAUAGCUCUCAGUUCAAAUAAUUGUUUAGACCUAUUCAUUAUCCGGUGAGAUUACAUGAGUAAUAUAUAAACUACCAUCAUUCAAGUCAAAGGUAUAUUAAUGUCUCUUAAUGGUUGCAGAUUAUCUUAAAUUAUAAUAGGAAAAUAGUUCUGGUUUAAUAAGUGGUCAUCAUUGCUAUGUUUAUAAGAAUUUUGUUAGUUUGGAAAAAAUAGUGUACUGUUUUUUAAAAAUAUUUUUGAUAGAACAUUGCUGGUGCUGAUCUGAGUUUAA